This is a messenger RNA of Schizophyllum commune H4-8, 1293 nucleotides long. RefSeq lists its product as uncharacterized. The coding region runs from base 1 to 1293 and encodes 430 amino acids. The record is from RefSeq and is a predicted model, not a curated record. Lineage: Eukaryota; Fungi; Basidiomycota; Agaricomycetes; Agaricales; Schizophyllaceae. The transcript is spliced from 2 exons.
AUGCGAUGGGUUGACUCCGAUGGAUACCCGGACUUGUCAAUCUUCUCAAACCUCGUUUCCUUCCGCCUGGUGGGGAGAGCCUUGGCUUCGCAUAACGUCGGCGACGGAAUAUAUGAUCAGGCGCAUCGAGCUCGCGCUUGUCCAUCACUCCGUACGCUUCACCUGCAAGGGGACGUCAUGAUGCCAGCUGCGAUCGUGAACCAGCUUCACGAGCUCCAUCCCCACCUGCGCGUAUUCUCUACGCGAAAGACUUCCCUGACGCCGCGGGAUAUUUUGGAUAUCGUCAGAAAACACCCGGGCUUGGAAGAAGUCAACGCGGACUUUAAGGGCCAAUAUGACGACUGCCAACUUGGGGCGGUGAUGGACUCGAUUCGCGGGCGAGUUGGAAAGCGAUCUCGUGCAGCACUGGACUUUGGAGCAUCGACGGCGAGCGAGCAUCACGCAUGGCGUGAGCUGCUAGUUGACGGGUUUGCCUGUGUGCGCACGAAGCAGUGCACUAUUAGCGCACACGACAAUGCACAGUAUCAUCUGGACUCGCUGGCCAUUCGCCUACGUAUCUCCGAUACAAUCGUCGACCUCACAACGGACCACCUGGCCGCGCUUCUAGAUCAACCUGCCGACUUUACGUUCCAAGAUCUCCGUCAUUUCGCUAUUUCCUUCAGUCAAUACGGCACCAGUGUGACGUUCACUACGUUCAAGAACGAGAGGACGUUCCAUGACUUUACGAUGCGCCUAUGUGAUGUCCUCUCGCAAUGGUCGUGCCUCGAGACCUUUACCUUCCACCACGACCUCGAAGGACGUCGUAUGGACGAGUUGGAGACACCCUUCUACUUCGACGAAGCCGUGCCCUUACUCGACGAGCCCUCCCUGCCGUCGGAGCUCGCCUACGUGAUGGAAUUCGCGCAUAACCUCGACAACCACCUCGACUUUUUAAUUGACUCCGUCCGCGCGACGGCCUUGCUCUGGGAGCUAAGCCGCAUACUGGGCAGAAAAGUCGAGAGGCAGGACGAUAUUGACCUCGACGAGAUAUGGCUGCAGCGCCAUCGGUCUGGGUUCGCUCGUUGCGCUGGGCGUUUGGCGGAAGCGUGUCCACGGCUCAGGGUGUUUCGAUGGUAUUUGGGAGCUUGCAAGCCGAUAGCGUCUCUCGCAUACAAGAUGCAUCGCGAGGAGGGCGGGGAGCUGUCGGCCAUGACGGAGAAGCUGGCACUACGAGGGAAGUUCUUUCCCUUUGAGAUGCUGGCUGGACAGGAGCUACGUGUGGCGAGAGGGUCUUGGGGAGAGAGUGGUGCGUGA